GGCUCACAUCAAAAUGGCCGCAUUUUAGUCUACAGACGAUUUUUCUUUACUGUUUGCCAAUAGCCGCAUAAAGGGCCUGGCAGUGUUCCCUUAAGUGGCAGAUCUGUUUCGCCGGAAAUUUCGCUGUCGAAUAAUCUGAAAAUUUUCGUGAAAUAGAAUAAACUUUGGUUUUGCAUAAUUUUUGUACAUGAUGUUACGUCACCAACAUCACACAAUGCAAAACCAACUUCGAGAUCAUAACAGAAUGGGUGGUCCGAUGCGUCCUAUGCAGCAGGCAAAUAUGGCCCCUUUACAUCAGCCUCAGCAUCCGUUACCGCAUCGGAAUCCACAUCAACAAAUACUGUCCAUGCCCCCCCAUCAACAACACAUUCAUCACAUGCAACAUCCUGGACCACCACAUGGAAAUCCAAGGCAACCAAUGUUGAUGGGCAUGAAUGCACAUAAUGCGAAUGGCACCAUGGUUAGCGUCAGUCUAAAGGAUCAAGCAAAUACUGUUUCUGUGACUCUACAAAAUCCAAAUGUACCACCACCACAGUAUCCACCACCACAAAAUAAUCAACGAAAUCCCCCGCCUCCGCAACACAUUCAACAACCGCAAAGCAUAGAAUCAAAUAAACCAACUACAAAUGAAACAAACAGUGGAGAGUCCAGAGAUCAAAGUCCGCCUACUCAAAAUCACGUUAAUGUGACUGAUUCAGCUUUGGCAAACAUGAAAGAAAAAACACCAAUGUGCUUAUUGAAUGAGUUAGCACGUUUUAAUAAAAUUCAGCAUCAAUAUAGGUUGACUAAUGAACAAGGACCAGCGCACAAAAAGCGAUUUACGGUAACGCUAAAGUUGGGCGAAGAAGAAUAUGUUGCUGAAGGUCCUAGCAUAAAAAAAGCUCAGCACAGUGCUGCUACUGAAGCAUUAACGAAGACGUGGUAUCAACGACCUCCGCCAAAACCUACAAAGACUAUGAGAGUUGGACACCCGGGGAAAUGUUUUGGCGGACCUGGAAAUUUGCCACCAACUGUUGAAUUAAAUGCUUUGGCUAUGAAAAGAGGAGAAGCCACUGUCUAUACUUUUAGACAAGCUCCACCAGCAGGAUUACAACAAUAUGUUACAAACGGUUUAGGACACUUUCCUCGAAUAUUUAAUCCACGUUUUCCUACAUAUAAUCGAGGUUUCCAUACAGAACCUCAAUUAUAUCUUGUAUCUUUGAAGGUAGGAGAACGUGAAUUUAUUGGUAGAGGUCUGACAGGUCAAGCAGCACGACAUGAUGCGGCAAGCAAAGCUUUAGAACAAUUGCGCCAAUUGCCAUUACCAGAAGAAAUAGCAAAUAAUUGUAACAGUGGCGAAAACGGUACAUUAGGUGAAGCUAAAGAUCCAAUUGCAGAAUUGAAGAGCCCUGUAUCAUUAGUUCACGAAAAAGCAUUAAAACGUGGCUUACCUGUUAGUUUUGAAGUUGUGUCAGAAAUUGGUAAGCCUCAUAUUCGGACAUUCAGGACGAAAUGUACUGUUGGAGAUAAAGUUACAUUAGGAGAAGGACCUUCAAAGAAAGUAUCGAAGAAACACGCAGCGGAGUUCAUGUUAGAAGAACUCAAUCGUCUACCUCCAUUGCCUGAAACUAUUCAAAAUCGUUUAGUACGCGUGAAACGCAAACCACCGGCAACAAAGAAAAAGUCGCGAAAUCUUAUAAAAGUUUAUCAAGAACCACGUUCUGACUCUGACUCUGCAGAAGAAGUUAAUCCAGUUUCGCGAUUGGAUCAAAUACAACAAGCUAAACGAGAGAAGGAACCUGUCUAUAAUCUGAUUGAAGAAAAGGGUGCUCCGAGGCGAAAAGAAUUCGUUAUGGAAGUUACUAUGGGACAAUAUUCUGCUCAAGGAAUCGGUCCUAAUAAAAAGUUGGCUAAGAGAGCUGCGGCUGAAGCUCUUUUAACACAGUUAGGUUACACUAAGCCCCAACCACAACCGACGAAGCCAUCGAUUAAAACAGGAGAAAGUGAAAAUGCUGAACAAAAACCUCGAAAAGUUACCUUCCUAGAAGAUGAGCAGAUCAAUGAAACUCAAUCUCAUCCACCAGUAGGAGGAACUAUUGGACGUCAGUUAGUACCUGGACUUUUAUUAGUAGACGGAGGUCAGGAAUCUAAAUUAGGCAGUGGACCUAGCGUACAAAUUGUUGCUGAAGAACUACGAGGACAACAGCAACAAAACCCACCCACUGUUUCUCCCAAAGAUCAAUUGAAAUAUCUGUCUCAGUUAUUUAAUUUCAGCGUGGAAUUUAACGAUUUUCCAAAGGGAGCAGUAAACAAAGAAUAUCUAUCACUUGUAACAUUAAGUACAGAUCCACCACAAGUUUGUCAUGGCAAUGGGCCAACAAGAACUGCGAGCCGUAAUCAAGCAGCAUUGAAAGCUCUAUGUACUUUAAGUAAGCUGGGUCUUGAUAAUGCAUCCAACUCACAAACAAAAAAAGAAAAAGGUGCGUCUGGGGAUGGAAUACAUAUUAGUAUUCAAGUUAAAAACAAUAUAAUGGAUGGAGCUAUUGAUAAGUAGUUAUAUAGUAUUUAAGAUUUACAUAUAAGCUUAAUUUACAUUGCCCUUUUAAGGCAUUGCAAAGGAAAAUUAAUUUAAGGACAUUUCAAAAAGUCAUUGCUGAGAACAAUAUAAAUGUCUGAAAACAAAACUUAAAAGAUAUGUGAUUUCAUUAUAGGUUUAGUAUUAAUAGUAAACAUUAAUAUUAAACCUUAAUGUUAAAUCUUCUGAAAUACUAUGAUAAAAUUUUUCAUAACGAUUUGAUUGAAUUCUUUUUAAUUUGUUAAAUAGACAGGCGUAAGAGUCAUUGUUUCCAGUAUUGUGUGUUUCUAAUAUUUUUUAUUAUAUAUCAUCAAUUUUUUAUUCCUAUUAGUAUGUAUGUUGUUUUUAUGUGUAUAUUUUCCUUUAAAAAAAUUAUUUUUUAUAUAGUAUUAAUCAUGUGUUCCAUUUUUAUUAAUGUAUUUACAUAUAUUACAGUUGUUGAAUGAACUAAUCGGAGGGAGAAUGAGUCUUCUUGAUCUAUCUUUCUUGGGCCUUAUUGCACGGUAACUUCGAUAUUGAAUCACCGAUGACUCUCGAUCUUCAUACAUAACGCCAUUGCUUCUUUAACUUAACGGAUCGCGGAUUUUGAAGAUCAGUAGCUUUUUAUGAAGGAUAAAUCUUUUGCAGUGCCUUAAUCGCAUCAAAAAAUUGCUCAAGCACCAAUAAAUAAUACAGUCUUCUUUCUUCUCCUUUUUCUUCUUUUCUUUCGCGGCAACUGAUCGUUUGCAGCAGCCUUUCAUGGAUUUCUGCAACGAUUAUAAAUAUGGCACGAAGAAUUUGUAUCUACAAUUGCGUAAAUGAAUAUAUAUAAUUUAAAUCAUAUUUUUUACGCUUAAACAUAUAAUAACGUCUUGAAGUAAGAGGUGUUAUUGGUGCUUGAUCAAGAUUGUGAUCUUAACAGUGAUUAUUGAUUCUAUUAUAUUUAUUAUAACAAUUUCAUUGAUAGGGUCACAAUCAGUAAACAUAAACUGUUUAAACAUCGUAAAUGAAAUGGUCAUUUUCCAGAGAGUCGUGGUUUAUGAUCAUAAAAGCAUUGUAGAAACAUUAAGCGAAAAAUAUUGAAAUCUGAGAUGAAAUGCGGCCAUCUCCUAAUUUCUUUAUUUAAUCCUUGGCUUUCUCAUUCUCGCGAAUAAAAUGUCUUUUAUGUCUUAUUACCUACUAUGAACGCGUACAAAUCAGUGAAACAAUUUCAUGAUCUUCAUUUAGAUUCAUUUACAUAGAUGUAAAGCAACUUUAAUAGACUAGUCUUAUUCCGUAUAAAAAACUCAAUGUUUUGUUGAGCGAAAUGAAAUUCUUAAUAAUGAUUAAUUUUGAAAUUAUAUAUAGUGAUCAAUACAAAAGAAGCGCAUUUUCCAAAAUGAGAUUCGGCAAGAAAUUGAAAAGAAUUAUGUGUAUUAAGUGUCUCCAACUGAGAAAACAGUUUUUUAUCAUCGUAAUAUUCACCAAAUGCUUAAGGAUGCUUUAUUAAAUCAAUUUAAUUAUAAUGAUUUACAAGAUUGCACACAGGUAAAUAAUACAAAGAUGAUACAGGUUUGGCAAUUGGUUGGGGACUCUUUAAACGUAUUCGAUUGUUCUCCGAGUUUUUGUUUUAGAAUUUGUAAAAUUGAAGAAAGGUAAUGUGAUAUAUUCAUAUUAUUGCCCCAAUUUGCUUUUCUAUGGGGCCUAGAAGCACUCUGGGGUUAUAUUCGUGUUUUACAAGAUAUUGAGAAGUAAAGGACAUUCAAAUUUUCAUACAUCCGUUAUCUAAAACGAAAAUGGAAGAUAAUCUGGAUGUAUUGGAAAUUAUAGAUAAGAUGGUAAUAAUUCAAAAUUUGUCUCGUUGAAUCAUGGUUAUUAAUAAAAUAUGUUUGAUUUAAUUAUAUUCAAGAUUCCGAUGAGACUACGCUAAAGGGACAACGUCGUCGAAUUUUGUCUUAUUGCCAGAAGCUUAUAACGAUACUAAAUUGGUCAUGAUAUAAAGAAUAUCCAAUAAUGAAUGAAGAUAAUGUCGAGAAAUAGAGUUCGUUCUAUCUAUAUAAGAACAAAAGAAAAUAAUACUAUUAUAUGAUUCUCUUAUGAAGACUUAUCUUAUAUUCAUUAUUCUCACUCCAUCAUUCUACAGAUUUCUUGAAUAUUAAUGAACCCUUAAACAAAAAGGAAGGAAAAAGAACAUAAACAAAUGAUCGUAAAAUUUCAGUAAAGCAAUUGAUUACUUUUCCACAAUAUGUAAUACGCUCUGUAUCAUGGAGAUGAGAGGAAAGAAGGGUUACUUAUAUCAUUUAUAAUAUUUUAUUCUUUCAGAUAACCAUUCAUAACGCGAAACCUUCCGAAUAAUUUAUAGCUCACUCGAGGACGAAUUAAUGAAUGUUCCUUUUUCUGAAAUAUCGCUUCAUAGGUGAGCCUUCCUUCUUCACGUGGGAUUCAGUGUUCCAAAUAAAAGAAACAAUGAAAAAGAGUCGUGGUGAACCUCUUUCGCAUAGUUUUUUCAGUAAAAAAAGUAAGAAAAUGAAAGAAAAAGAGAAACAUGAAUCCUACGAAAAUGUACCCCUGUUGCAGGACCUAUUUUAUCCGCGUAAACUGUAAUACAAUAGUUAGUCGUAAUAAUAAGCGAAUAAAGUAUUAAUUACUAAGAUGUCUGAAGUGGAAGUAUCUCGAUGGAACACAACGAUUAAUGUGAUUCCGAGAAAACGUGGAUGCAUUAGAAUAAAAGGUGACGAUCUAUAGUUUGCUCAACGAGACAAGAGAGUAGACAUAAACGUGGUGAUUCCAGUCACAGUAAUCACAUUUUAUUCGUGUCUACUCUUUCAUCUCGUUGGGCAGACCAUAAAUACUUAUUUUACAAGUAACUCUUUCCUUUUAAAUCUGUAACUAUCGGACAAUUGUACUAUUGGCACGGAAAUUUAUAUACCUGACUAUUAUUAAACUGUAAAUUAUUAUGUCGUAAAAACAUACGUACUUCGUUUUGUGUUCCAACUUAUUGAUAAAUAAAUGCACAAAAAUUUCAAUUUAGUAUUUUCAACAAUUAAAGCGAUUUUAUGUUCGUAUAAUUAAAACAUUAAGUUUAUGUGAAUUGUGUACCGAUAGUUAAAGAAAUUAUUUCAAUGAAAGUAGUUGAAAAUGUAAGUGAAUUAUCCAAAAAUUUCUAUUAAAAAAACGUUUAAAUGACCCGUUAAUUUAAUCUGAUAAUGCUGUAUAUGUUUAUGUUAAAAGAAUGCUUUCCUAAUGAUGGGAAAAAAGAUCAUACUAUGCGAUUUAUUGUUUUUAAUGUUGUGGUAUAGAAAAUGAAAGUUGCGCUUAAAAUAAAUCAGUUACUUUGUUU
This is a messenger RNA of Bombus huntii, 5852 nucleotides long. RefSeq names its product double-stranded RNA-binding protein Staufen homolog 2 (gene stau). The coding region runs from base 188 to 2533 and encodes 781 amino acids. Lineage: Eukaryota; Metazoa; Arthropoda; Insecta; Hymenoptera; Apidae. The record is from RefSeq and is a predicted model, not a curated record. The transcript is spliced from 9 exons.